AUGCGUUUCUCCAACCUCGCCAUGCUCGCCCUCAGCGGCCUUGCAAUCGCCAGCCCAGUAGUCAAGCGCGACACCGAAGCCGACGUCGUCAGCCUCCUAACCGACCUCUACGCAACCGUCCAGACAUACACUGGUGCUAUCAAUGCCACCCUUGCAAACCUCUCCCCCUCCUCAUCCGCCCUGGAAAAAACCGCUGCCGUCCCUGUAAUCGGUGACCAAAUCAGCAAAAUCACCGCCGCAAUCACCUCCACCACCUCUAACAUCAACGCCCUCCCCCACGUCACAGAAAAGCGCUCCAUCACCGCCGUCGGCGCACCAGAAGUCGAGAAACGUCAAAUCGGCGCCAUCGCCGUCGCUGCUCUCCUCGGCCUCAUCAUCGUCGAGAUCUUCGCUACGCUCGGCGCUGCCAUUGUGGUCUUAGGCGCUGGACUGCUGGUUAUUUUCACCACGCCUAUGGUGUCGUCGUUGAGCUUGUUGAUCUUGACUGUGCAGGCUGUGUUGAAUGUUGUAUUGGCAGGUGUUAUCACGCUGUUGAACACUAUCUUGACUAGUUUGGCACUUGGGCUUUCGGGGUUGUAA
Molecule: messenger RNA, 579 nt
Organism: Glarea lozoyensis ATCC 20868
Lineage: Eukaryota; Fungi; Ascomycota; Leotiomycetes; Helotiales; Helotiaceae
Exons: 2
Coding region: 1-579 (192 amino acids)
Source: RefSeq, a predicted model, not a curated record